Merops nubicus (carmine bee-eater) is the source of this 3006-nucleotide messenger RNA. It is a transcript of the gene SCYL2, whose product is annotated as SCY1-like 2 (S. cerevisiae). Bases 1 to 2778 code for a protein of 925 amino acids. Gene Ontology annotation, molecular function: protein kinase activity; ATP binding. Lineage: Eukaryota; Metazoa; Chordata; Aves; Coraciiformes; Meropidae. The transcript has 17 exons. The record is from RefSeq and is a predicted model, not a curated record. Gene Ontology annotation, biological process: protein phosphorylation.
AUGGAGUCCAUGCUAAAUAAAUUGAAGAGUACUGUUACAAAGGUAACGGCUGAUGUCACCAGUGCAGUCAUGGGAAAUCCUGUUACCAGGGAAUUUGAUGUUGGCCGACAUAUUGCCAGUGGUGGUAAUGGUCUUGCUUGGAAGAUAUUUAAUGGAACUAAAAAAUCAACAAAACAGGAAGUAGCUGUUUUUGUCUUUGAUAAGAAGCUAAUAGACAAGUAUCAGAAAUUUGAGAAGGAUCAGAUUACUGAUUCUUUAAAACGAGGUGUUCAACAGCUAACCAGACUUCGACACCCUCGACUACUUACUGUUCAACAUCCAUUGGAAGAAUCCAGGGAUUGCUUGGCAUUUUGUACAGAACCAGUCUGUGCAAGUUUAGCUAAUGUUCUUGGUAGCUGGGACAACCUACCUUCUCCUUUACCAUCUGACAUUAAAGAAUAUAAACUUUAUGAUGUGGAGACCAGAUAUGGUUUACUUCAGGUUUCUGAAGGCUUGUCAUUUUUGCAUAGCAGUGUCAAAAUGGUCCAUGGAAAUAUUACUCCUGAAAAUAUAAUUUUGAAUAAAAGUGGAGCAUGGAAAAUUAUGGGCUUUGAUUUUUGUAUCCAGUCAACAAAUCCAUCUGAACAGGAGCCAAAGUUCCCUUGUAAGGAAUGGGAUCCAAACUUGCCAUCCUUGUGUCUUCCAAAUCCCGAAUAUCUGGCACCAGAAUAUAUUCUCUCUGUGAGCUGUGAGACAGCCAGUGAUAUGUACUCUCUAGGAGCUGUCAUGUAUGCAGUGUUUAAUAAAGGGAAACCAGUUUUUGAGGUCAACAAGCAGGAUAUUUAUAAAAGCUUUAGUAGACAGCUGGAUCAGCUGAGCCGUUUAAGCUCCAGUGCUCUUCAGAAUAUCCCAGAGGAGGUGCGUGAACAUGUAAAGCUACUCUUAAAUGUAGCUCCAGCAGUCAGACCAGACGCAGAUCAAAUGACUAAGAUACCAUUCUUUGAUGAUGUAGGAGCAAUGACACUUCAGUAUUUUGACUCAUUAUUUCAAAGAGAUAACCUUCAGAAAUCACAGUUUUUUAAAGGGCUGCCAAAGGUUCUGCCAAAAUUACCUAAGCGUGUUAUAAUUCAGCGAAUUUUGCCUUGCUUGACUUCUGAAUUUGUGAAUCCUGAUAUGGUACCCUUUGUCUUGCCUAAUGUUCUCCUCAUUGCUGAGGAAUGCACCAAAGAAGAAUAUGUCAGGCUCAUUCUGCCUGAUCUUGGUCCUGUUUUUAAGCAGCAAGAACCCAUCCAGAUCUUGUUGAUAUUUCUGCAAAAAAUGGACUUGCUUCUCACCAAAACGCCACCAGAUGAAAUAAAGAACAGUGUUCUACCAAUGGUCUAUAGAGCCUUGGAAGCACCUUCAAUUCAGAUCCAGGAGCUUUGCCUAAACAUAAUUCCCACAUUUGCCAAUUUAAUAGAUUAUCCAUCAAUGAAAAAUUCAUUAAUUCCAAGAAUUAAAAAUGCAUGUUUGCAAACUUCUUCUCUUGCUGUUCGGGUAAACUCACUAGUGUGCUUAGGCAAGAUUUUGGAGUACUUGGAUAAAUGGUUUGUACUUGAUGAUAUUUUACCUUUUCUACAACAAAUUCCAUCCAAAGAACCUGCAGUGCUAAUGGGAAUUUUAGGUAUUUACAAAUGUACAUUUACUCAUAAGAAGUUGGGAAUUACCAAAGAACAGCUUGCAGGAAAAGUAUUGCCCCAUCUGAUUCCUCUUAGUAUUGAGAACAAUCUGAAUCUCAAUCAGUUCAAUUCUUUUAUUUGUGUUAUAAAAGAUAUGCUUAAUAGAUUGGAGGCAGAGCAUAAAACAAAACUUGAGCAACUUCAUGUCAUGCAAGAGCAACAGAAAUCUUUGGAUAUAGCUAACCAAAUGAAUGUGACUGAAGAGGCAAGAUCUAGUAGUACAAGUAAUCAGAUUGACAAAGUGUUUAAUACUAGUGGAACGGACCUUCUAACUAGUGGAUCUGAUAUUAAAGAGAGUGAGAUGUCAUCAAAACAGAAAAAGGCAUCACUUACACUUGAAGAGAAGCAAAAGUUAGCUAAAGAACAAGAACAGGCACAGAAACUGAAAAGCCAGCAACCUCUUAAGCCACAAGCAACUGCAGUAACACCUCCAGUGAAGCAGACAAAAGACUUGACAGAUACCUUGAUAGAAAAUAUGUCAUCUUUGACUAGCUAUUCUAAGGUUGCACCUUCAAACAACUUCUCUUCUGUCCCUUCUAUGGGUGUUGGAAUGGGAUUUUCAUCUACUAUUGACAACACAACGAGAAAUAUGACAAACGGACUAAGUACUAAUAUGGGUUUUCAGACUGCUGGAUUCAGUAUGGGAGCUGGUCCCACCACUCAGAAUUUCUUCAGUGGUCCAAGUGCAACAGGAACAAUGAAGAUGAACAUUGUACCGGCUGCCAAUAUGCCAAAUUACAGUCCUGUGAAUUCUGCAUCUGCAAUCUCUGCAUUGACACAACAAAGCAGAACCCCAGAUAUGUCUGCUUUAGAUAAUCUUUUUGGUCCUCAAAAACCCAAAGUUAGUAUGAAACAGUUGGCACAACAGAAAUCAAGCCAGUGGGUUAAUCAGUUUGUACCCCCACAAGGUUCCCCAAGUGCAAGCAGUUCAGUCUUGGGACCUCAGAUGAACAUGAUAGGACAGCCUGGCUUUGGUAUACAGGGUAAUCCUUUCUUUGCUCCUCAGAACUUUGCACAACCAGCAAACACAACAGCAAACAGCAGCUCAGCUAGUAAUGACCUGAAAGAUCUUUUUGGGUAGAAUUUUUUCUUCUUUCAAAGACUGAUGAAAUUUGGAUAAUGGGUAAGCUGAUUAACAUCUUCUUUUGAAUAGUAAAAGCGUGACUUGGGGAAACUUUCAACCCAGUAAAGUAAGGACUUUUGCACUGGAAUGCAAAGGCUUGAUUUUUCAUUCAGCUGGUACUGCAGUGAAAUUGCCUAAGUGCAAAGUCAUUUUACGUGCUAAAGAUUGCCUGUCUUCUUACCAAAC